CGAGCCCCAUCUUCUCCCGAUUACUUCCUCUUCCCUAAUUCCUUCGUCACCCUCCUUCGCGAUCUUGCCUCACCGCCACCCACCUUCCGAUUGCUAGCCAACUUCUCUUGUGUGAGUCCAGACAGCGACUCCUUCAGCUAUGUCCCUCUCGCAAGCUUCCUUUCUUCCCUAGCAUCGCCCUCGCCUGAUCACUGUCUCCAAAUCAGGUCGACGCUGUGCGGCUCACAGCCGACCGAGCCUUCCAUCCCCACCACCGAUCGCCUAAGUUCAUCUAGCUGUUGUCCUCUCUGACUCGUCACCCCUGCGCAAGUUGGUCUUCAGCCAAAAGGGGGCCCGCGCCUUCUCUCAAUCCCACCUAUGUCGUGCCCUAGAUGCUUACCACCAUGCUAUAACCAUCACUGACUGCUGCCCUUUUCCAUCUUCGAUCUAUUUCCACUCGUCAUGGGAGGCACCGUCACCGGCUAUUGUGGAAAAUGCCAUCACUCUCUCUCCCACUCACUUAAGGAUCUGAGCAAAGCAGCAAUCAUUUCCACUGGAGAGGUCGCUACUGUUGGUACCUCUUCUCCACCUCGUUGACACCAUUGCUGCUCUUGAUUCUAGCAAGCAAUUGGUUUCCCCUCCGGUAGAGAUGGGAAAGGAGAAAUUGGUUUCUCCUCUGGAAGAAACAAGCUGUAAGGUAACAAAUGGAUGAAUUUGGAAUUUAAGAGUGUUGUUUCGAUUGUGGUUAAUGUAGAUUGAGGUUUGUAAAUUGGUUUAGAAUGCCUGUAGUUACUGGAUCAGCCAUUGUAGCCUCGACCCUACUUCCAGUAAUAGCUUCGCAGUAGCAUCGACCAUGAAUUUCUGGUUGCAAGCUUCUCCGGCCAUGAAUCAACAAUGGUGUAAUUGGAUUUUGGUAAGUCAUGAAGGUAAUUUCAUAUAUGAACUAGACUUGAUUCUAGUUGUGGAAUGGUUGGGGUAUCUUAAUUUUAUUUAGUUGUGAUCCGUUGCUUGAGUGGAUUUGGGUUUGUGAUUGAUUAUCAUGUGAUCGAUUGUUAUUGAGAUGACUAUUUUUGGUUGAAUGGAGGAUUUAUUCAUUACUAGAAUUGGGUGACUUUUGGAUUGAUGGUGCUUGAAAUAAAUCCUAUGUGGCGGGUGGAAUAGUUAGAAGUAUUUAAUCUAAUUGAUUAUGAAGUUUGAUUAGUUUGUGUUGAGUUGAUUUGUAAAAUACCGAACCAAUAAUAAUAAAAUAGUAAUUAAAUAAUAAGGUUUAAUGGGCUAAUAGCCUUAACGGAAUUUUUAAGAAUUUUUAGAGAUUUUCUGAGAAUUUUUUGGAGCUUGUAAGAUGCAUUUUAAGGGGAUCAAAUAUUGGGCUGUAAGAAAAUCUAUUUGGAAUACCCAAAAGUGGGAGUCGAUUGAGGAAUAAACUUAGGUUUUGAUUUUUCCUAAACCUAAGUUCGAAUUUUAUAAAUCUAAUACAUGGCCCGUGCCCUAGCUUCCACACGACGCCGAGCCCCUCUUCCCCGCGCCUCACCUCGCGACGCGCCUCUUCUUCUUCCCGGGCCUUUCUCUCCCCAAACCCUCCGGCGUUCUCCUCUCUUCCCGUGCCCUAAGCCCGACGCCGCCUCUCCCUUCUCUCUCGGUUCCAGCAGAGCCACCGCCGCCUCCUUCCUCCUAACCUCCUCUCCUUCACCGGGCCUCUUCUCCCCAAGUCGUCAUCGGUUUUCUGCUGCGUCGAGCCAUAGCCGCCAAGUUCUCGCACCUGAGCCGGCCUUUCCUCCUUGCACGAGCACCCCACAGCCGGCGAUCUCUUUCCCCUCGAGUCACCACGCCGACGAUCUCUCCCUUGUAGGGUUUGAUUCUGAUUUGAAGCGAACUCUAAGGUGUGAAGAUAUUCCGGCACGAUCUACGUAUAAAGGUAACAGAUAGAUGAGUCAUGGAUGCUUGGAGAGAUGCUGGUUGCCAGUCAUGGGUCCUA
Zingiber officinale is the source of this 1954-nucleotide messenger RNA. RefSeq names its product pectinesterase inhibitor 10-like. The transcript is spliced from 3 exons. Bases 1456 to 1905 code for a protein of 149 amino acids. Lineage: Eukaryota; Viridiplantae; Streptophyta; Magnoliopsida; Zingiberales; Zingiberaceae. The record is from RefSeq and is a predicted model, not a curated record.